GAAACCGGAUCGCUCAAUGACUCACGAUUUACGCCCGAGGCUACUUGCUCCUCUUUUGCUUUAAGAGGGCCGUUGACUCUAUUUUCAAACUCUCUGGCUUCUAGCAGACGCGAUGCCGAUUGGGGACCUCCUCGCCCAGAUCAGCGGCGGCGAUGGGCCCGCCUCCGCCCCCUCACCGGGCCUCUCACGAGCGAACACUUUGCCCAAGAGAAAGGCCGAUGAGGAUCUUCGCAUGAAUACCUCCAAAACGCCCCGGACAGCAACAUUAUCGAGUUCGGUGGCUCCGCGGCCCGAGGCUGCUCGACCCCACCGGUCGGUCGAGACAUCUGCUCCGCCUUCGAGAUUCAACCAACCAUCACGACCACUCGACCGACCGAGUCCGGCACAGCGACCUAUGAAUGGGAUGAACUCCAAGCAUAGCGUUCUCUCUUCCAGACCGCUAAAUGGAGGCAACCGGGUGCAGAAGUCUACUCCUCCCAGUAGACCUUCACCCGGGCCGUCAAGUGGUCCUGCCGCAUCUCGAGCCGCCCCGAAGAAGGGAUCGUUUGCUGAGAUUCUUGCACGAGGCCAACGUGCACAGGCCGUGAUGGGUCAAGUUGGCAAGAUUCAACACAAAAAGGUUCAGAAAGGUGCUGCUGCUCCUGCUCCGAAGAAGGAUGAGCCCAAGGUCGAUCAGCGGACCCCGAAUAACAGGAAACUGCCGCAGAGACCUUCAGCAUAUUCCGGUACCGCCAAGUCUGGUCAACGGAACGGCGGACCCAUCAACGGAAGUCAGAAGGAUGGGCGUAAUGGCAAGGCGGCCCCAACGAAGGCAGAACUUGCCAAGUAUGCAGCAGAGGAAGAGCGAGAGAAGAAGUUGAAGAAGGCAGCUGCGGCAACGACAGGAUACACCGGUACUGCGAGGCCCAAGCCUGGAAACCCUACCAAGAAGCACAGUGUUGUGAGGGGUGGUGCUCUUCUCAACUCGCGAGCUCCUCGGCCAACCACGUCCAAGUCACGCCUCGACGAUGGGUAUGACGAGGACAUGGAUGACUUCAUCGAUUAUGACGACGAUGAUGACGACGGAGGCCCUCGCUACGAUUAUGCAUCAGACGGGUCCUCUGAUAUGGAGGCAGGUCUUGAUGACAUUGACGUCGAAGAACGUCGAGCUGAAGUCAUUGCUCGCCGUGAGGACAUCGAGGAAGAGCGUUUAGAACGCAGCCUGAAGGCCGCCAAGGAAGACCGCAAGCGGAAAGCCCUCGAUCAACUUCGUGGUGGUCGUCGUCGCUGAUCCUUCCCCCUUCACCACUCGCACCUCUAGUCCUUUGGCUCCUUUCAACGACCUUUUUUACAAUUCACAUUGCGAGAACUCGGCAACGGU
This is a messenger RNA of Ilyonectria robusta, 1360 nucleotides long. RefSeq lists its product as uncharacterized. The record is from RefSeq and is a predicted model, not a curated record. The transcript is spliced from 2 exons. Lineage: Eukaryota; Fungi; Ascomycota; Sordariomycetes; Hypocreales; Nectriaceae. Gene Ontology annotation, biological process: nucleosome assembly; regulation of DNA-templated transcription. Gene Ontology annotation, cellular component: nucleolus. The coding region runs from base 113 to 1270 and encodes 385 amino acids. Gene Ontology annotation, molecular function: DNA binding; histone binding.